UUAAGUUCUUGAUCAGAAAGGCGAAAUAUUUUUUCUGAAUUUACUGAGAUUGCACUGUAAUUGCCUUUAUAAUUAUUCGUGGUGAUAUUACAUGGAUGGAGAUGUAUAGAAAUAAUGAACAAUCGAAUGUAGAAUAAAAAUGGAAUACCCAGCUAGUACCACAUGCCUUGAUAGAUCAGAUCACAAAUCAAUCAAUACUCACGGAAGAAGUAUAUAUAGAGUACAUACAUGUAUACUGUAGUUCUGAAUUGAACAUCAAAUAUUGAAGAUGAGUGGAAGAGACUUGAAGACAUUCAUGAACACCCACCGAGGGACCUCGGCAGAAGCAGCAAAAUUGGUUACCAGAAUUACAGAUGGCAUCCAUAGUAACAAAUAUAAAGCAGUGGAUUAUGAUCAACUGAAGGCAUUUGCCGCUGAAAAAAAGUUUGAAGGUCAAAUGAAACUUUCGAAACUUCGAAAAUUUGAGCAAAUCUCAAAGCACAAUAAAGAACAGAAUCUCCUGAAGCAGCAUCACCUUAUAUGGAAAAAGGAAUUUAUGAAAUUGAAUAAUCAACGUAAAAAACUGCAAGCUGAGAUUGAGAAUUUGGUGUUAAACAAUUCAGAUGAAUACAUAUUCCAAAGUCUUGGUGACUAUGAAGUUGAUCUCAUGGAUAGUUUUAACAAGUUUAAAAUUCAAACUGCUGAACCCAUAUGGACUUUAAGGGAAGAUCUCCAGUAUUGGGUGGCAGCUCACAAUAACAAGCUUGAAGAUGAUGCAUCACAAAGUCAGCACUCUGAGAUCUCUGUCAUGGUAGAGAAUGUGAAGGAACAGCAGCAGAGAGUUCUUGAACAGCUAGAGAAUGAGGAGGCAUCAUUGGAGGGGGAACUACUAGCAGCAUUUCCAGAUCUAGUCCAACCAAAUGAUAAAGAUGUAGAGACAGGUAUUCCUACUGAGGCAUUUGAGCUUGAAUGCCCACAUGAUGACCUCAAGGUGAAGGUUCUGCAAGAGUUUAUAGCACUGGAUGAGAGGCACCAGGACAGACUCAUUGACCUAGCAACACAACAUCCAGAUGUUGUCAUAAAUGAUGUGCCACAUGGAAGCUGGAGCCCAGAGGAUCAUUUUGUGUAUGCUGCAAUAUCAGAGCAAUACCCAAGUGGCAUGACCAACAGACGUCUAUAUUUCCUGGAUAGAAUGAAGAUGCAUCUUCCACAUAAAACUAAAGCGAGUGUUAUAUCUCAUGACCAAUGGUGGCUGCAGUAUAAAUAUUACCAUGACAGGAGGAAGGCUAUUAUACACGACUGGCUUAGAGAUCGCAAGGAGCUCUUACAGAAGACAAGGGCUGUAUUUGCUGAGGCGUGUAUAGAACAAGAGAUGUUGGAAGUGAAGAACAAACACAAAGCAAUGCAGCAGCAACUCUGUUCCUUGCUUUAUGAUCAGGUUUCACAAUGGAAGGACCAAAAGUUGGAGGCCCAACAGUUGGAAGAAGAGCUGUUGGCACGGCAACUAGAAGAUGAGCAAGAACAGCAGAAAGUAGUUAGUGAACGGGAGAAAAAACGAAGAGACAAAGAAAAACAAGAGGUGCUGCAGUUUAACAAGAAGCGUGCUGAGGAACGCGAGAAAGCAGAGGCAUACUCACGACAGCGUCUAGAGGAAUUAAAGGCCUUAAUGGCGGAACAGGCUGAAUAUGAUAAGGAAAGAGUUAAAUUCCGAGAAGAUCAAAUACAGAAGAAACAGGAGGAGAUCCAGGAACUAAAGGAGCAAGCUGAGGGAGAAAAGAAACUACAGGAGGCAAGACUAGAGGCUCUUAGGGAGCAAGUUAGACCCAAUGUGGAAGCUGAUCCAGCCAGGGUAGCUCAACAAACUCAGGCAUGGUUCAACAGACAAGUUGCAGAGGACAAUAUUGUGAUAAAGAAGCCUCUCUUUGAAGUUAACAGCUUCACAGCUAAGCAGAUUGGAUCUGAUGCCAGGGUGAGGCUUGAGUCAAAGUUAAGAGAGGCAGGGUUACAUAACACAGACUAUGCCAGGAGUAUGCUGAAACAAAUGCAACCACCUCAGGCACCUAGGAGAGAUAUGGAGUCUACUGUCUUCAAACUGCCGAAACCCCAAGAUAACACAUAGGGCACCAACAAAGACAGCUUGAAAGUAUUCAGUCUCAUUAACAGAACAUUCUUAGCUACAAAAAUGUCUAUUCAAAUCAAUUGUUCUCACCAUGAAUAUUAAGACAGCAUGCUUCAAGGACAGUCAUAUCAUUUCAUAUUAGAUCAUGGACGUUAAUGAAUGGAUAGGAAGGAGUGGAAUAUUUUAGGAAACUGGUCUCACUCAAUGUAGUUUCAGUCCAAUAAGGUGGAUAUGCAAUUUUUUUGUUCAAAUAUCACAAUCACCUUAUAUCUAACCAUCUCAGAAAUAAUGCCAUAUGUGAAGCUUAUUUGAUUCUCUUUGGCUUGUGCUAGAGUUAUUUUUUAUUUUUUCGUAACUUAAUUGUGAAAACUACAAAUCAAUUUGAAAAACAAAGGCCAAAAAUCAAGCAGCACCAUUCAAAUAUGACGAGUUUUACCUUAUAACAGUAAGCGUAAUCUCAUGUAUAAAGGUAACCAUAUAAAUCCCAUCUGAAAUUUUCUCACCUUUUAAAUGAAAUUAUUUUUGAGAUGACUGAACAAAUGAUUGCUGAAAUGCCCCUGGUGGAUAAAUAAGGGGCAAGACCAUUGGGGUCAAUGGGAGAACUAUCCAUUUGUCCAUGUUCAUAAGAUGAAUGAAAAGAUAAUCAGUUACCUUUUGUUUUAAGUAAAAUAAGGUAUUGAUCUUUGGACAAACUUUUACCUUUAUUCACGAAGCAUUAAAAAAAUUAGGUCAAUUGCAAUUUCAAUUUUAACGUUUACAAAAAGAUGUCAUUGAAACUGGAAUUGAGUACAAUGAACUCUGGUGAUUUUUAAAGCAGUUUACAAAUGCUGGCAUUUCUGUAAACUUUUGAAACACAUGUAUGUUGAUGUUAAUGCUCAAAAUGUAAAUAAACACAAUUAAAUAUUUAUAAACUGUUUCUAUUUCUUAUUUAUACAAUGCUAUGUUAUAGCUGUUUACAACACUGACUUCAUUACACGACAAGGCAUGACUAAAUUGUGGUAGUAUGCAGGUUGAUUGAAUCCUCUAUUAUUGAAUUGUGUUUUCAUGUAGAUUCAUUUUCCUUGCUUAAAAACUGACAAAUGAAAUAAAACUGUGCAUGUAAUAUCAGAUGUAUAUAAGUGUCACUCUUUGGAGAGGUUUAUCAGCAAUAACUUUGGCAAAAUUCUGCUUUACUCUUGUAACUGCCAAAUACAAGCAAUUACUGCAAAAAUUCUCACAUUUUUCACAUUU
This is a messenger RNA of Owenia fusiformis, 3328 nucleotides long. NCBI's taxonomy places the organism in Eukaryota, Metazoa, Annelida, Polychaeta, Sabellida, Oweniidae. The record is from the annotation of a GenBank genome assembly.